This is a messenger RNA of Cuscuta epithymum, 962 nucleotides long. NCBI's taxonomy places the organism in Eukaryota, Viridiplantae, Streptophyta, Magnoliopsida, Solanales, Convolvulaceae. The record is from the annotation of a GenBank genome assembly.
GAGAAUCAGUUCUCCAACAUUCGUCUUGAACAAUUCUCUAAUAUCUCUUCCUAUUGCAAGGCGUUGAAGCUUCUUUCCGAUCAAUUGGCCAAUGUCGAUUCCCCCGUUGACAAUAAGCGUCUUGUUCUCCGCUUAGUCAAUGGCCUGACCGAGCCAUAUGAUGUGGUUGCUUCUCUUAUUCAGCAAGCGGAUCCCUUACCUUUAUUUUCUAAGGCUCGGUCCAUGCUGACACUUGAAGAAGCACGGAAGAAACAACAACACGGACAGUCCCAGGAAACUGCUAUGUUGCACAAUGCGCCGCCGCCGCCACCGCCGGGUCCGCCGCGUCCCAGUGAACCCCCAACACAUUCUCGCUCGGAUGGCAGGAAUUCUCGAUCCCGCGGUCGUGGUGGCUCCUCUCGGGGUGGUCGUACCCGUCAAACACCACGCAGUGAUGUAUCCGCUUCUACUCCGGCUAUGCCCCGUCCGCUGCAGUGGUCUUGUCCCCCGUGGGCUUACUGGCCGCCACCUCAGUGGGCAAUCCCUCCUUGCCCGGUACCCACAACACCCUGGGGAGGUCCACCGGUACCUCGGGCAUCGGCAGGUAUUCUUGGUCCUCGUCCCGCUCAGGCUUAUGCGGCUACUCCUACCGACAUUCAAGCCGCCAUGCAUACUAUGUCUCUCUCCCCACCGGACGACAACUGGUACAUGGACACCGGGGCCACGUCGCAUAUGACAUCAUCGUCGGGAUCUCCACACGGGGGCGCCACUUCUGAGGUGUAAUAGUUCCGGUCAACUCUACCCAGUUUCAAAGUCCUCCGGGCCAUUAUCCUAUCCCUCGUCGGCUUUGUUUCACACUUCUGGUGAAAUAUGGCAUGGUCGGCUUGGUCAUCCCGGGGAUCCAGUUUUUAGAUUACUUAGAACAAAUAAUGCUAUUCAAUGUAAUAAAUUGUUUUCCCAUUCUUGUACUUCAUGUCAAAUGG